This is a messenger RNA of Zerene cesonia (dogface butterfly), 1885 nucleotides long. RefSeq names its product neurogenic protein big brain (gene bib). The record is from RefSeq and is a predicted model, not a curated record. Gene Ontology annotation, molecular function: water channel activity. Gene Ontology annotation, cellular component: plasma membrane. Bases 189 to 1586 code for a protein of 465 amino acids. Gene Ontology annotation, biological process: transmembrane transport. NCBI's taxonomy places the organism in Eukaryota, Metazoa, Arthropoda, Insecta, Lepidoptera, Pieridae. The transcript has 6 exons.
CGCGCGUUACGGACAUAGCCACGCCGCAUCGAUACGCGUAGGCGUCCGUUGCACUUUACGCGCGUAAAUUUAACGUCAUCCCGCGUUCUUUAUUUAAAUCGACAUGACGUCAUAGCCGUGUGAUUUUUUUUUUAAUAAAUAAAUAACAGUGCGUUUUUUUGUAAUGAUAGCUAUAUAGAUAAAAAAAAAUGGGUGAGCAAACGUUUAAUAUUUCGGACGACAAUUUGGAACAGCAUAUCGUUACAUUAUUUGAAAAAUUGGAUAGUUUACGUAGGGAUGCUAAUACGAAUGACACUGGUUUGACCGGGAGAGUGCCAGCGAGGUUGGAAUUGCGGACUCUUUCGUUGUGGAAGGCUGUGGUGGCAGAGUGUGCUGCGUCAUUUUUGUAUGUUUUUAUCGUGUGCGGGGCAGCUGGUGGCGCGGGUGUGGGAGCAUCUGCCUCAGCUGUGCUGCUCUCGACGGCUCUCGCUUCCGGCUGUGCUAUCGCUACAUUGACUUUAUGUUUCGCUCAUAUAUCCGGUGCACACGUGAACCCGGCGGUAUCUGCCGCUCUCUGUGUGCGUCGUCGCGUGUCGCCGCUCCGCGCCGCGCUGUAUGUUGCUGCGCAGUGUGGCGGCGCUAUUGCAGGUGCUGCGGCUAUUUAUGGUGUCAGCGUGCCAGGAUAUGCUGGUGGGUUGUCCGCGUCUCUCCCGGGAGGGGGAGGAGCGGCCUGGGAGAGGCUUGGUGCUGAACUCUUGCUGUCGGGGCUGGUGGCUGCUGCGUACUUCGCAGCGAUGGAGCGGCGAUGGACUGGAACUGCGCCAGCUCUACUGGGAGCUGCUUAUUGCGCUGCAAGCUUUGUUUCUAUGCCAUCGCUAAACCCAGCUCGGUCACUCGGCCCGUCCUUCGUGCUGUCGCGCUGGGACAGCCACUGGGUGUGCUGGGUGGGCGGGCUCGGCGGCGGCAUCGCCAGCGCGCUCCUCCACGAGUGGGCCUCUAGGAAGCCACGAGCCAACACCAACUCGAGAGCCUCCUCGCCGAGGGAUCUGGAUGAAUUGGACAAGCCGGCGUUCCCGUCUCAUCACUACCGCCACGCCUCAACCUACUGCUCCGCGACUGCCCCUCGACCGGAUAACACUGAGCCCCUGUACUCUGGGACGAAGUCGCUGUACUGCCGCUCGCCGCCGCCGGCGCGACACACUCUGCACAGGUCUGAUGGAUCCUCAUGUCAAAUGUCGCAAUCAGUGUACAGUAAGAGCAGCGCGGCGGGCGGCGUGUCGGCGCUGGCGGGCGCGCAGUCGCUGCUGCUGCGGCCACACACGGCCGUCACCCAGAACGCGCACAACGCGCAGCGCGACCCGCCCUACGGCGCCGCCAACGGGGUGCGCCCGGGACCUGCCGGCGCAGCUGUGCAAGAGCGAAGAGAAUCUGUAUACAGUUCGGGCACUCGUCGCGGGCCGCUCUCCUCCGAAGACAGCGCGUACGGCAGCUACGCACCGCAACACGCGGCGCACGCGCAACACGCGCAGCACGCGGCGCACACACUCACGCACACGCAACACGCGCGCAACUUCCGCGCGCCGAUGCACCCGCAGGAACAUUACUAGCGGCGCGCCUCGCAGCACAAUAUUGCGCUGCUUUUUGACGUUUAGUGUUGUGUAAACGGGCAAUUGUUGCCGUAUAAAAAAUUAACGGGUACAGACUAGAAACUAGUGAAGUGUCAGUGACAUUGACAGGUUGUGGCGUUCUGUCUGUCAAAGUUUGAAGUAAAAUUAAGCGGGUAAUUCCAAGUGGUUACAAUAACUAGAAUCGUCAUUACCGACAUAACGUAUUCUUUAUUCAGUGCAUGAUGUAUUUGAAAUACAAUAGUAGUUGCAUUCCUCCGACUGAAAUUUUAUGAUUUAAA